AUGUACCCGGCAUCAGGAAACCCUGCGUUCCCACUGGGUCUAGACAGGCGAAUACUAGCUUUCCUGUGUGGAGGCCCGUACGUCCGACUGUCAGACUUGUGUACCAAUGGGAUACUGAAGCCACUCUGGGACCUGCUACCAGACAGAGCACCCACUGCUAUGGAAACCUUCAGAUACCAUCAACUCCGUCACUUUGUAGUCACCAUAACACCCCAACUGAGGCUCACCAGGCCGCUGACGCCGGUGGAAGACAUGUGCAACAGGGGCAGAACCUAUGUACUGGGGAAUAUCCAUGCUUUAUCAACUACUGAUGUCCUCCGAUACACAACCACCACCCAGAUUCCAAUCACUUUGGUAAGAAGCACUAAACGUGAUGUUCACGGACAAGGAGUGGGAUGA
Molecule: messenger RNA, 399 nt
Organism: Pelobates cultripes (western spadefoot toad)
Lineage: Eukaryota; Metazoa; Chordata; Amphibia; Anura; Pelobatidae
Source: the annotation of a GenBank genome assembly